AUGCGGACGGCAACCUCCCGCCCGCCCGUCAUUCGCAUCGCCAACGCCACGUUUUACAGACAUCAUCCCAGCUCACGGGACCCCAGCCUGAAUCCGCCGCUCUUCAAGGGCCUGACGUUCGACUUGCCCUCUUGGUCUCCUCAGCCGCGCAACUGGUGCGUUGUAGGGCCCUCGCUGUCCGGAAAGACCACCUUUCUCCAGAUACUGGCUGGCAGGCUGCUCUGCGAACCGCCGACCGCGAGAUCGUACCCCCGCCUGCGCGAGGAUGAUGCGCCGUCUCGAAGCCGGAGCCUGCAAAGGGCCAUUCAGUUCGUCGGCUUUGAUGCCGAGGCAAGCAGAACGGGUGGUCUUGGCGGCGGCGGCGGCGGAACCGUGUCGGCGUACCUGUCUGCCAGGUACGAGUCGCGGCGAGAGAUGACUGAUUUCUCGUUGAGGGACUUUCUCGCCGGAAACACUGAGCUCAACCCCCUGGGGGGGCGGCCUGGAGGAGGGCAACAGGAUAUAGGCGAAGGGUCAGCGAGCGCGCUGAACCAGGUGGCCGAGGACCUGAGGCUGGAGCACCUCCUGGAUUUGCCAGUCACCUGCUUGAGCAACGGGCAAGGAAGACGGGCGAGGAUCGCGCGCGCGCUGCUUGCACGGCCGGAGGUGCUGCUUCUGGACGAGCCGUUUAUGGGAUUGGACCCGCGCACGGCGCAGGCACUCGGCCCGCUGCUGCAGUCCCUUGCCGACAAGGCCAGCCCCAGGCUGGUCCUGAGCGCAAGACCGCAGGACCCGCUGCCCGCGUGGAUCACGCACCUGAUAUACCUGAGGAGUGACUGCCAGGUCGGAUCGGCCGGGCCAAAGGACGAGGUCCUGGAGGGACUGAGAAAGUACGUCCGAGGAGUCCAGCUGGGCGGGCUGGUCGAGGACGACGGGCUUCCGGUGCACGCCGCGUCUGCAGUGGGGGGGGGCAGCAGCGCGCCCCUCGGGCCCAAGGCGCAAGCGGGAUGCAGACCUGCGCCGCGCAAGCAGCAGCAAACGGCUGCCGGCAGUCUCAGCCCGGUCAACCCUCACGCGGAAGCGCUGGUCGAGAUGGACGGCUGUCAGGUGCGGUACGGAGACAAGAUUGUGCUGGGCAACUGGUCGCAGCAGACGGAGAAGGGCCGCAAGGACGGCCUGAUCUGGACGGUUCGCCGGGGCGAGCGAUGGGGCGUGUUUGGGCCAAACGGCUCGGGCAAGACGACCAUUGCCGCGUUGCUGGGCUCGGACCACCCGCAGGCGUACUCCCUGCCCAUCAAGCUCUUUGGCCGGAGCCGCCUGCCCGAGGCCGGGUCUGGGUCUGGGUCGGCGACGACGACGAGAAAGCCCCUGACCUUUUGGGACGUGCAGUCGCGCAUCGGCCACUCGAGCCCGGAGCUUCACCGCCACAUGCCGCGGAGCCACAGCAUCCGCAGGGUGGUGGAGAACGCGUGGGCGGCCACGCUGGGCGGCGCCCCGGCCGCGCUGGACGGGCCGGCGAGGCAAAAGGUCGACGCCGCGCUGCGCUGGUUCGCGCCGGAGCUGCAGCCCCGCCGCCGCGGCGGGUGCUCCCCCAGCUCCUCCUCCUCCUCCUCCUCCUCCCCCGACGAAGACAACCUCGCGUGGGCAGACGAGCACACGUUUGGCGAGUCGUCGUUUUCGGCGCAGCGCGUGGCCCUCCUCCUCCGCGCCGUCAUCAAGAGCCCCGACGUGGUGGUGCUCGACGAGGCCCUGUCGGGCAUGGACGCCGCCGUGCGGGCCAAGUGCGCCCUGUUCCUGGCCGACGGGCAGCGCAGCAGGAUCUGCCGGGGGGGCGGCGCGGCCGAGGAGAGCGAGCAGAGCAAGAGGGGCGCCGUGGUGGUGGAGGGCCUGUCGGAGCGGCAGGCCCUGGUGUGCGUGGCGCACGUGAGGGACGAGGUGCCGGACUGCGUGCGGGAGGAGCUGAUAUUGGCAGCAGAUGUUCAGCAGAUAUUCAGCAGAUAUUCAGCAGAUGUUCAGCAGAUAUUCAGCAGAUGUUCAGCAGAUAUUCAGCAGAUGUUCAGCAGAUAUUCAGCAGAUGUUCAGCAGAUAUUCAGCAGAUGUUCAGCAGAUAUUCAGCAGAUGUCCAGCAGAUAUUCAGCAGAUGUUCAGCAGAUAUUCAGCAGAUGUUCAGCAGAUAUUCAGCAGAUGUUCAGCAGAUGUCCAGCAGAUAUUCAGCAGAUAUCCAGCAGAUAUCCAGCAGAUAUCCAGCAGAUAUCCAGCAGAUAUCCAGCAGACAUCCAGCAGACAUCCAGCAACGUGUCGAGGGUGGAAAAGCUGCCAAAGCAAACCCGCCAGGUGGACGGAGCACCGGGUCCUCGGCUGAAGAGCCGUCGUCGAGGUGUCGGCUCUUCCCGGCCUUGGCGCAGGGCCGGAAACGCCCGGAACAGCCCGGAACCGCGUCCGCCCCACCGCCAACCCCAACCCAUGGCCAACACAACACACCAUGACCACCAUCAUUUCCAACAUCAGCAUCAGCAUCAGCAUCACCAUCACCACCACCACCACCACCACCACCACCAUGUCCCCCCCCUCGACGACGAAGCCCUCACCCCCCGCGCCCCGCCCGCCUUCCUCGCCCGCCCCCUCCUCGGCCCCCUCGUCUUCGAAAACGAAGCCUCCGACGCUCGCGACCACUGCGCCAACGAGCGAACGUUCCUCUCGUACCUCCGGCUGGCCGUCUUCAUGGCCGUCCUGUCCGUCGCCAUCACCCUCUCGUUCCACCUGAAGCACCGCGCGACGGAGCUCGAGCGCCGCGUCGCCAAGCCCCUCGGCGCUGUGUUCUGGCUGCUCUCCGUGGCGAUGCUGGCCCUAGGCCUGGCCAACUACGUCGGCACGGUGAACAAGUACGGGCGCCGGGCGGCGAUUGUGCAGUCCGGCUGGCGGACGCAGCUGAUACUGGGCUCGGUUGCGGUGUGCAUCAUCGCCACCUGUGUUGUCCUUUUGGUCACCACCAGACUCGACCAACCAGAAGCACGUCGUCUGCCCUCACGCUUGCCGUCUUUUGUCUUGCUUUAG
Molecule: messenger RNA, 3033 nt
Organism: Ustilaginoidea virens
Lineage: Eukaryota; Fungi; Ascomycota; Sordariomycetes; Hypocreales; Clavicipitaceae
Exons: 5
Coding region: 1-3033 (1010 amino acids)
Cellular component (GO): mitochondrion
Molecular function (GO): ATP hydrolysis activity; ATP binding
Source: RefSeq, a predicted model, not a curated record